AUGGCCUCCUCCGACACUCCCCCUGGAUAUCCCCGCAUCACCCCCUCCAGUCCCAUCCGCGACUUCGGCCCCGGUCGCAUGGACUACGAGCGCUGUGCAGCCCUGCACAACGAGCUCCUAACACGCGUCGUGAAAGCAAAAGGCGGCUCCAUGCCCCCUGCUCCUCCAAGCUGGUGGGAGGCCAGAGCCCCACCCCCGGAAGUCGCCGACGCUCUGCAUCCAUCCCUGAUCGAGUUCCUCAAGAGGGCAUGGGAUGAAGACGUGCUGCUGAAGCCUCUCUUUUUCUUCAUUGGGGCAUUGAAGUUCCCGGAAGGAUUUUUCGAGGACGAUGUCAGGUACAGCUUUGGUCUUGUUGAUGAGCCUGGACGGUUUCUGAAGCUGUACCAGGCGGCUGGUUUUCGGAUGGGGGAUGAUGAGGGUCUUCUCUUUGACCAGAAGUCCAUGAAGGCAAGCUUUGUCGAGGACUAUAAUGACACUAAGUAUAUCACCAGUCAUGAAUGGAGCUGGAUGCCCCUGGAGGUGAUUCUGGAUUCAUAUCUCCAGAUGAUCGACGAAGGAAAAGUGACCGCGAUACCCGCAACGCUGCCAGAGCUACGCCGCGAUUUCACCGUUGGAGUCGUCGAGCCCUGGAUGAUUCACCAGUACACGAAAACAGACCUGGAGAGGGCAACCACCGCAUUCAAGCGUCUCAUACACGCAAUCGAGUCCCGGGUCGAGAACCAAAAGAAAGACAAGCCAAUUGCUCUUCUGGACCUGCCAUGGCAUGAUCCAGCAAUAUACAAUAAGGAUAUCCUGCCCUCGUUCUCAUUCGCCCACGAGUUCCUAACCGCCAUCUCCGCCUGCAAAGUCUCAUUCCGCUACAUCGCCCCUGGGAUCCGAUUCCCCACGACCCCUGAAUUCAACAACCAGCCCAUCACCGACUUCGUGACCUCCCCACACAGAAACCUAGGCCAAUUCCCAGGCAACUGCCCCCUCCGCCUCUUCCAGGUCGACACGGACACGGACACAGAGACAGCCGGAGAGCUAGUCGGACCCUGUGAUUACCACAACGGGAUCCACAACAUAACACCCGGGUUCUACAUCAACCCCGUCGUCGAGCGCUGGCCCCUUUUCUGGAGCAAUGGGUGUCGACUCUUCUUACCCUUCGGCAUCGGUCGGCAGGGAUGGGCUCGGUUCUCUAAUGGCCAGCCGUUGGGGCUCCGCGAUGGCGACCUUGAUUUCGAGGAAGCGAGGCUUUACGAUGACCCCGGGGCUCUGUACCAGGCUGGCAUAACGAAUGGGAUCACGAACGCUCAUUUGGUGGUGAUUGACAAGGUGUUGAACAAUUGGGCGGAGAGGGUUGAGGGGGGCGAUUGGGAGGUUGAUGGGGAUGGGGUUCGGGGGGGGAUUGAGAAGUUUCGAGAGGCUGAUACGGAGGAGCAUUGGGAGAAGUAUUGGAUUCCGCCGUCGUGGUGA
Messenger RNA from Aspergillus mulundensis, 1455 nucleotides. RefSeq lists its product as uncharacterized. The record is from RefSeq and is a predicted model, not a curated record. NCBI's taxonomy places the organism in Eukaryota, Fungi, Ascomycota, Eurotiomycetes, Eurotiales, Aspergillaceae. Bases 1 to 1455 code for a protein of 484 amino acids. The transcript has 2 exons.